AUGCCACCAAGAAAGAAGUUGCACGACGACAUCUUCGAUGAAGAAGAAGAUUACUGCCCAAAGCGAAAAAUUAAAAAAUUGGAUAUUGUAAUCGACUCCGCUUGGAAAGUUUUCAACAACCAACACAUUCUUCACUUCAUCACCGAGAACAUUGUCGGAAAUGACAAAUCAAUUCUGGAUAAUUUGCAACUGCGGUUAGUCAGCAAGGCAUUCAACAAUGUCGUCCUCAGCAAAGUACGCGCCGAGUUUGUGACGGUACAAGUGAGCCCUUGCCAUAUAAUCGGAACAAACGGAGAAUACAGCGAGUGUGAAGAGCAUGAAGACAACGACACGAAUACGGACAGAUCGUUUACAGUAAACGAUCGUAAAGUUUGGUUCCAUCAAGUGCCAAAGUUUUUUGAGUUCUUGAAUUCUGUGGCUCGCAUUCGUGUCCGUAAUCUUCUAUUUUCUGGCUUCAUAUCUCCAGAUCAGCGUCUUCACAAAUGCAUUCUGUAUAGUUUACUGGAUGGAAAUUGGUUUUCAUUGUACUCAUACAAGGGGGCUGAUGAAGUUUGCAUCGGAUGCACAGCUUGUCAAGAGAUCGCUUCCAGAGUGAGGAUCUAUGGACCUGUUCAACUUUGCACACUCGUUGAGCCCAUUCGUGGUAGAAAGCAUUAUGAGCAACUGAUCAUCACUGAAAUAUUGCUCGCCGAGAUUGCUGUUCAUUGUAUCACUAUGGUGGAAAGUAAAGCAGAAGCGUUCAAUCGUCUCACCAAAAUAAUCACGCCAGAAAUCAGUUGCGAUCAAUUGGAUCUCGUUUUUUCGGAUCGAUGCAUGUGGUCCAAACAAACAUUAUCCCAUCCCCGUGAAGUUAUUGAUUGGAUUGUCAAAGCUUGGAGUGUGAAAUCUAUAAAUGUUCGUUUUAUAACUGGAUAUUCAUCGAUUGAUUACAAUUUAUGGGCGUCGAAAAGAGUUUUCACAGAAGUGCGAUUCGAUGAAAUGCUUGUGAAAGACAGCUUGAGACGACAGAAUGAACGGGAUAAUUUCGAACGAGUUGAAGUCGAUAUGCAAGCGGGUGAUGAGAUCGCUACAUGCUUUGCUGAAUCAAUGGGAAUGUUCGAACGAAGUGGAAUGUCAGCGACAGCAUUCCAAAAUGUUUGCGCAAAUGUCAAAAGAAUUUUUCCUUCUCAAGAUAUGUUUUUGAUUCUUCCCAUCGAACUGGCGCGUGUAGCAUCUGCCGAAUUUGAUGGAUUUUGUGAGGCACUUCUUGAGUUUGCUUGGAAAGAUGAGCGGACAGCAAGGCAUUCACGACUCUUCUUCCGGCUCUACACCUUUGGAAUCACAGAACAAGAAGUAAUGAGACAAAUUGAGAAAACGUUCAAGAUAAACUGCCGACCGGUGGCCGCAAUGCUCUCCGAUCCCAACAUCCGUCGGGCGUUCCUCAAGUGGUUGCCGGGAACGACGACAUCAUUCGACAGGUCGCUUCUCUCCUUCACAGACGUGUCGAACAACUGUGUUCUUCACCUCGAAGUAUGUGUCGAACCCGUGUAA
Molecule: messenger RNA, 1530 nt
Organism: Caenorhabditis remanei
Lineage: Eukaryota; Metazoa; Nematoda; Chromadorea; Rhabditida; Rhabditidae
Exons: 6
Coding region: 1-1530 (509 amino acids)
Source: RefSeq, a predicted model, not a curated record